ACAGCGCAACGAAACAACCCAGCGACUCCGCGGCGAUGCAAUGAUCGCGAAACCUGUGUGCACGGCACCAUCGGAUGCAAUAUGCAGUCGUUGUGCAAAUGAUAACAAAAUAUUGAAAAAGUGUCGCGGAGCGAGCGUCGUAAACAGCCAGCGCGGGUGGAGCUGAAAAAAUAAAACGGCCGCCGCGCGACUUAUCAGCACUAGGCGCCGCCGACUUCGCGGUGUGCACGCCUCAAGGAUUUCGGUAGAAACCGCAAACCAGUGAAAUGUGUAACAAUCUCAAUCUCGCAAUCGAGGACGAGAUUUUCAUGGUGAAAACGUGGAAAAGUCGCGGAAAAGCUCCGGUCGGAGAGUUGUGUGUGUGUGGCAGCGGCAAGCAGGUCGGACGUGAUUUGCCUGCUCAGACCUCGAGGAAGUUGUAUAAUUAUUUCGGGAUCGUUCAGACCGAGUGGUUCGCGGCGUGCAGCGCUGGCCCCCUUUCGAAUCGAACGCGUAGUGUUGUCAUUGGGUGGAUGGAGCGGAGUGCACCGCUUGGGGCACAGGCGAGCGCAGCAAAGGUUUUUUUCGUGCUUGAAGGUCUUUGAGAAUUUUUCAGUUUUUGCGCGGUGCACGGCUCCACGAAAGCUGCGGCGAUCGUAAUUUCUCAUGUUUUGCUCGCUGUGACGAACUGUGUACAGGUUUUCGAGGUAUUUUUAACCUCGUCACUGUUUUUGGCAACACGUCUCGGACACCGCCGCGCAUUCGACUUUUCUUAACGAACACUCGUCGAGAGUUGAUUGCUAUCAUUUGUCAGAACUUUUGACUAAUUUUUGUCAAGAAACAAAUCACAAAGAAUGUUUGCUAAUUUCCAAACAUACAACCACAAUAAUUUUGAUGUGUCGCUAAGUUUGAUGGCCAGCCGAAAUUAUGAACACCCAGCAGUUCCCGAGCCGAAGGUUGUCGUUAUUCGUAAGUCGAAUCAAGGAUUCGGAUUCACAGUGCGACAUUUUAUCAAAUAUCCACCGGAGGGAACGAUACAGACAACUCCACCAAUGGAAACGGUGUUCAUAAAAGAAGUGCAUCCCAAUGGACCUGCAUAUUUCGCUGGCCUUCAACAAGGCGAUCGUCUACUAAAAGUCAACAAUAUGUCAAUAGCCGGAGUCCCUUACAGCACAAUUGUAUAUAUGAUAAAACAAACACCAAAUGUUUUAACGUUACAUGUUGUGCCAAAAGAAUGUGAUGUUUUACAAUUGUAUUUUGAGGAUCUAGCACAUAAUCCGGAAAGUAAUCGAAUAAAACCUUUCGCUGACGUUCCGCAAAAUAUAAGACUUGGACCUAAUCAUAAUCAGCCGGUGCACAAUCUUUAUUCUCCUAUACAAAAUUUGCACAGCAAUUUCUUAGGUGCUAUGAAAUUUCCAGCAGACGAACCUAUGGCGUCGUAUAACAACUCAUAUCUUCUAUCUCCAAACCAACCACUGCUACUGAAUCGGUUGAAAAAGAGCAUUAUGCAAAAAGAAGAAUUUUUAAGAUUGCCACCAUCAUUUCAAACAACCACAACUGUGGGGACUAGACCUAGUGUCUCAUCUACUCGCGCCAACGAUGUUUUCUCCCAAGCAUGUGAUAUUGAGAUAAAAUCUACAUCUACACUAAGACAAUCAGAAAGUAAACAGCCGGAAACAAAUGCAACUCUACCAACUGGCAUCGGGACAGCCUCAUUUAAGAGGGAAACGUCUGCAAUUGUACAUAACAACAACAAUCAAAUACCACCACCAUAUGAACCGCCACCUAGCAAUUUCAAAUCAUCCAUAUCAUUUUCUUUGAAUUCACCACAACCCCAACUCCCUACAAAAGACAAUGCAGCAAUAAAUCAACGACCGCAAAUUCUGUCUCCGGUGCCGUUACAGGGCAGCAAAAGCAAUGAAUACGUAAAUCAAUUUUUAAGGCACACGAACGAUGAUAAUUCACUAAAAGGACGCUACAGCUGUGAUCGAAUCAAAGACAAUUCCAAUAUAAAUAACGAAAUUCUUGAAAAACGACACUCAGACGACUUCAAUGUUGUAUCUCAAUUAACGAAAAAAUUUGAAAGCGGUGCUCCAUUAUCGCCUGAAACGCAAAUGUUCUACAAAAGUGAGUUGAGUCGAUUCAAUAAAUUCCCGAAUCCAAUUGUUAAUAUCAGAAAAAAAGAGAUUGAAUUGAAAACACGGUUAGAAAAUGAAUCAAUUAUUCAAAAUUCCAGAAAUGACCUAAAAGUAUUAGAGACACCAAAUAAUUUUAAGGAUAUCGAAAUUAAAUGUAAUUUUGAUGACGUAAAUUUAAGUAAAUGUGAUCAAUUUGAAGCGUCAACAGCACCAACUAUUGUCGUUCGACGACAAAAACCCACCGAUAUCGACGAUAAGAAAAUACCACGUCGAAUAUCAUAUCUGCGGGCAACAGGUAAUGAUAAGGAAUAUCAUAGCGAUAUUCCGUCUUGUCCAGAGGCUACAGUUUCUGAGGAAGAAGUUAUUGACAAGGAUGAUUCAAUACGAAAAAGCAAUACUGUUCCCAUGAUUGACAAAACGAAGUCAAUAACUCUUGAAAGUGAAAUGAAUAUCAAAACUUCAGGUUCAGCAGAUAAGAUAUCCCAUUGUCGUUCGUGGCAUGCAUGUAAAGUACACUUAGUGGACAAUAUCUUAAAAGCCUACACAAAACACGAUGCAAAUGUGGUUGAAAUCGAUGUACGGGAUUUUAAUGUAAGCGAAGAUGAUCUCAAUAAACGCAAAUGUGUAUUCAAGCUAACUCCAAAGUCGGCCAAAACGCAUUUCGACAAGCAUAGUUCCCCAAUUGAAAUACAUUUUGAAACGAAAAACACCAAUGACUUCAGGAAAUGGUUGAGGACGUUGCAAGAGAUGUCUUUCCAUGGUAUUUCGCACGAUAUACCGCAUUCAAAGUCGGGAUCACAGCUGGCCGAACCGCAACAAGUUAGUGCAAUAACAAGCGUGCAAACAACUCUAUAUGAAGAAAAUGCUCACACAUAUGAGACGGAAGGUUCGGUUUCUACCGAGAAUGGUAUCAACCACACAGUUACGGUUAAAACGAGAAAAACAUCAACGUCGUCGUCAUCACAUCAGCAUAAAGAAUUUAGCGAGAAAGAGAUGGGAUCACCUAAAUCACGAACGUGGAAACAUCUGUUUAGGAAAAUUCAAGGCAACAACGACGCACAUAGUUCAUAUUCGCCACCACCACCGGUGGGAUCAAUAGGGGUCCCGUUGAAGUUAUGCCCUAUGUCCAAGGACAACGAAUACGUUCCAUAUCUGGUGGACUUAUGCACAAAAAUCGUUGAGUCGAAAGGAUUAACCGUGAAAGGGAUCUAUCGAAUUCCUGGCAACAAGGCUGCAAUUUCUGAGCUACGUGAUCAAGUAAACAAAAAGGAUUUUGAUUUCGAAAAUUCAAUAAACGAUCCAAAAUGGGAGGAUGUGAACGUAGUUUCAAGCUUGUUAAAAUUAUUCAUUCGGAGUCUUCCUGAUGCUUUGCUGCCAAGCUCUUUCUACAACAAUUUCAUCGAAGCCGACAAGAAAACGGGCGAAAAACGAUGCAAAGAAUUACUCGCACUGUUACAAUCUCUUCCGAAGGUCUCCUAUGAAACUUUAAAACAUAUCAUUCGACAUAUACAUCGUGUUAGCCAACAUUGCGAAGUGAAUUUAAUGGAACCGAAAAAUCUUGCAAUCAUUUUUGGACCAUCGAUUAUCCGAACACCAGAUGAAACCUUAGAGAUUGCUGUUAAAGAUAUGAAAUAUCAAUGUAGAAUAGUAGAAUUAUUUAUUACACAAUAUGAAUACUUUUUCGAAAGUGGUGCUCUUCCGGAACUUGCAGAAACGCCAACUGCUCAGACGGCGGCCGUCACGCAACAAGAACAAACGAAUCUAUUACUCGGCAACGUAUCAAAGAUUGAACAGAAAAUCCAUGACAAGGAAUCGAUAAGUUCGCGAUUUAUACCACAUUUGAGGAGGCGGGGUAAUAAAAAGAGUGGCACCAACUCAGAUACACAUUCGGGCGAAAGUAUAUCUUCGUUUGAGGCAAAACCAACUGCUGAAGACAAACCUAAAGAUGGCUGUGAAUUCAGGCACAGGGACGAUCAGGACAGUUUGGAUGGGGGGUCCACCGAACAGACUGAAGAUGAUGAGCUUAAUGCCAGCCAGAAUAGUGAUACAGGAUCAAUGUCACUUACAACCGUUACAGAUGUUCUUGAAACUAAAUUGCGGGAUAUCCGUAAAACUCCAGACUCACCCGAACAAAAGGAAAACAUCUCCAAAUCAACUCUAUCAUCCUACAGACGGAAUCAAACUAAACCACUAACGUUGGGAGAAAACAUCCCAUAUGCAGACGAGUCGCCGGAGAGAAAUUAUGCUUUCGAUGGUACAGGGCGAACGCCAGUUCGAGCUCAAUAUACGAAGUCGCCACUAUCAAACUACAAUUACGAUACAAAAACCACAUCGUCAAGGACAUCAUCAUCGUAUACGCAUGAUUUGCAUUCGGACGAUUCAGAAGUAUCUACAACAAGCGAUCCGAAAGACACACUGGUUAUAUCGCCUCUAAUACUGGAACGUUUAAAGAAACGCCGUGAUUAUCGCCUAUUUCGAUCCGCCUCAUUUAAUUGUCGCAAUUAUUCGAGCCGGGCAGCACAAAGUCAACAGUCGACGCUAACAAAAGACGAGAAAACGGACAUGAAUAUUACAAAGAAAAGACAAAUACAGAAUAAACAGAAUCGUUCCAUCAAACGAAGACAUACGUUGGGUAGCCCCAACGAUUAUUUUACAACCAUAACACGACGAACUAACAAUGAUAACAUGAUUGAAGUGGGUAUACGGAUAAAGAACGUGAAGAAGCGCAGUUAGUCUUGAUUAGAUUGCAAUUAAUUAACUUGAUUGUACUGAGACGGUAGAGAAUGGUGCAAAAAUAUGAGUUUCAUGCUGUCAGCACGAGUUUUGCUGGCGGGCAACUAUUUCUAUAUAGACGAAAGGCGAUAGUUGUGACAGGACAUCGUUUUUGUGAACCCCAAGGUCCCCACAGGAAUUCGUCAAAAACGAAGACGAUAUCAAAUUUAGAUUUUUGCUUAUAAGACACGGUUGCGUUGAGAGUUUCGGAACCGGCAGGAGCCCGUCUCCAAAGGUCGAAGUGUUAGUUGAGAACACAACAUGAUUCCCGGGUGUGUAACAUGGCCUAUCAUGUGAUGGACGCUGCACCGCACUCUACCCCAAUCAUACGCAAUACAUGCAAAUGUACUACGAUCAUUAUUUACUAUUUUAUUGUUUUUAAUUAUCUUAUCAAUUGUACAUUGCUUUAUACUUGAAUGACUGUUUACAAUUUGGCUAUAACAUGUUUUUAUGAUUAAUACAAUGCAAAACUGAGGAUGAAAAAGAAGUGGAAAGUAAGGCAAUCACUUGUUACUUGCUUACUGUCUAUUUCUAUUUUAGUCGUUUUUAUUAUUAUUCUAUUUUCUAUACAUCUAUUUUUCUUCUUUAAGAAAUGAAAAACGGAAAAACGCUAAUAUAACGUUAUUUUUGCUGUAACGAUGAGAAGAAGGUGGAAAGAAUGAAACACAUUUCGUUAUUUAUAUUUUAAAUUAAUGUAAGGAGUUUUAAGAAUGAUGAUGGUGAUUUUAAUAUAACUAAAAUUGAUUCUAAA
Molecule: messenger RNA, 5640 nt
Organism: Hermetia illucens (black soldier fly)
Lineage: Eukaryota; Metazoa; Arthropoda; Insecta; Diptera; Stratiomyidae
Gene: RhoGAP19D
Product: rho GTPase-activating protein 21
Exons: 18
Coding region: 834-4850 (1338 amino acids)
Biological process (GO): signal transduction
Molecular function (GO): protein binding
Source: RefSeq, a predicted model, not a curated record